CAAAAUUCAAGUGAUAAAAAUAAAAAAAGCUGAUAAUUCCAGAAAUAAUCAAAUAAGAUUCUAAAUAUUUACAGCAUUUACAAAAACAACCCAUAAAGUUAUAUUAAAACUAUAAUACGAAAGUUAUUUUCGUGGACUUUAAACUUUAGAGACUGGGUCUCUUGCCAUAAUGAAAACAGGUUUGCUAUACGGGAUCGUAGCAAGCUCAAAAACUCGCGUACGAUGUAUCUUCUGCGGUGUGUUUAUACCGAAAGCGAGUAAAUGCAUCGAAGAACAUGCUAGCGGUACGAAACAUAAAGAAAACAUACAGCAAAUGUCCGAAAAUGGAAUCACUUGCAACGACAAGGAGCUAUAUUGCCAACCGUGCGACUACUACUUCACCGAAGACGACUCCGUGGUUUCUCACCUAGACGGCGACGACCACGAAAACUGGAUGGUCGCACUAUACGACUUGAUAGACGGUGAGUUCAUCAAUGUCGAUGCAUUUCUAGCUUGCGAGAGUAAAGAGGCACAUUGUGACGUCUGUAAACUCAACAUCCAUUGCUCAUUACUAAACGUCGAAGAACAUGUGAACGCGAUGUCCCACCGUAUUAACGUUUGCGAGGAACUCAAGCCAUCCAAUGCAAUAUUCCGUGUUGAGGAUGAUACCGAACUGUGGUGUAAAUUAUGUGAUGCUUACAUCGAUAAUACAAUCACAAGCGUAAUGAAGCAUGUCGAUGAUGAUGAGGAGCAUGUGGGCUGGUUUGCAGAAAUCGAGGAGUUGAUCGAGGGCCACGAUAUAUCCAUCGAAAACUUUCUUAAAAAUGAGCAUGAAAAAUAUGCUUUUUGCAACAAGUGUCAAAUGGAAGUGAUCUGCGACACUCAAAACAUACAGAGCCACGUUGAUAGCGAAUCUCAUUUGAAUCAAUUCAGUUAAUACCACAACAUCAGUUAUCACAAUGGCCACCACUUAAAAAUUACCUACCCUCAUGCUGGUCUUAUCACAAGGAAAUGUGAUUGAUAAUAUUCUAAGCUACAAAUAAUUGUUUAAAAAGCAGUGAGCACAAUUUGCUAUCAUUCAUAUGGUGGCCAUGGAACAGAAGCUCUCUAUGAUUGUUAUUUUUCUAUUGUUUAUUUGAUUAAUUUUGGAGCAAUAAAAACAUGCUUUUUACGGUUGUAUAUACACUGUGUUAGUGUAAAACACCAUUAUCCUUGAAACUAUCAAAUGAGACCGUCAAAAUGAACAACUUUUUCUAUGAGAAUAAUGCU
This is a messenger RNA of Aricia agestis (brown argus), 1248 nucleotides long. RefSeq lists its product as uncharacterized. The transcript has a single exon. The record is from RefSeq and is a predicted model, not a curated record. Lineage: Eukaryota; Metazoa; Arthropoda; Insecta; Lepidoptera; Lycaenidae. The coding region runs from base 170 to 916 and encodes 248 amino acids.